Messenger RNA from Morus notabilis, 2016 nucleotides. RefSeq names its product sugar transporter ERD6-like 16. Gene Ontology annotation, biological process: transmembrane transport; carbohydrate transport. Gene Ontology annotation, cellular component: membrane. NCBI's taxonomy places the organism in Eukaryota, Viridiplantae, Streptophyta, Magnoliopsida, Rosales, Moraceae. The record is from RefSeq and is a predicted model, not a curated record. The transcript is spliced from 18 exons. Gene Ontology annotation, molecular function: sugar transmembrane transporter activity. Bases 99 to 1607 code for a protein of 502 amino acids.
ACCCUGGCCAAAAGGGUGUUCUCCAUCACAAAGCAAUCUCUCUUCUCUCACCUGUUGAUGUUGCUUUGACACUUAGAGAGAGAGAGAGAGAGAGAGAGAUGGCAAUUGGGCAAUGCAAAGACAUUGAGAAUGGUGAGAUUAGGAACAACAGCCUUGAGGAUUUGGAACAACCCUUCAUUAUGCAAGACAAGAGUAGUGUUAUUGCCUAUGAAGAUGAAGAAAGUGAUUGCACUAGCACUAUUAGUGCUGAUCAAAAUGGAUCAAUUUGGAUGGUUUUGCUUAGCACUUUCGUUGCUGUUUGUGGCUCUUUUGAAUUCGGAUCAUGUGUGGGCUUUUCAGCUCCCACUCAAUCUGCUAUCAGGGAAGAUCUAAACCUCUCCUUAGCCCAGUACUCCAUGUUUGGCUCUAUUCUGACAAUUGGUGCAAUGUUGGGUGCUGUAACAAGUGGCCGGAUUGCAGAUUUCAUUGGAAGAAAAGGAGCAAUGAGACUUUCAGCUGGCUUCUGCAUCACAGGAUGGCUAGCUGUCUUUUUUGCGAAGGGAGCUUCCUCUCUCGACAUGGGAAGAUUUUUCACAGGAUUUGGCAUUGGAAUCUUCUCUUAUGUGGUUCCAAUAUUUGUAGCUGAGAUAGCACCAAAGAAUCUCCGAGGAGGUCUUACAACACUAAAUCAGCUCAUGAUUGUUACUGGAGCAUCACUUGCGUUUGUAAUAGGAACAGUCAUAAGUUGGAGAUCGCUAGCUCUCACUGGACUUGUUCCAUGCCUUGUUCUACUCUUGGGUUUAUGUUUUGUUCCAGAGUCUCCAAGAUGGCUGGCAAAAGUUGGUCAGGAGAAAGAAUUUCAAGUUGCACUUCAAAGACUCCGGGGCAAAGAUGCCGAUAUUACUGAGGAGGCUGCUGAAAUCCAAGAAUAUAUUGAAACUCUUCAAACUCUUCCAAAAGUCAGUCUGCUAGACUUGUUUCAAAGGAAAUAUAUUCGUUCUCUCAUUAUUGGGGUUGGAUUGAUGGUGUUCCAACAAUUUAUUGGCAUUAAUGGAGUGGGAUUCUAUGCAAGUGAAACCUUUGAAGAAGCUGGACUUUCUGGUAAAACUGGAACCAUUGCGUGGGCUUUUGUUCAGGUCCCAAUAACUGUAGUGGGAGCAAUUUUGAUCGAUAAGUCAGGAAGAAGACCACUUAUAAUGGUUUCAGCAACUGGGAUAUUUCUAGGCUGCAGUCUAGCAGGAACAUCUUUCCUUCUCAAGGCUCAUGGUUUGCUGCUUGAGUUGGCACCCAUAAUCGCUGUGGCUGGAGUGCUGAUUUACAUAUCCUCUUUCUCAAUUGGAAUGGGAGCAGUCCCUUGGGUGAUAAUGUCCGAGAUCUUCCCAAUUCAUAUGAAGGGAGUUGCUGGGAGCUUAGUGGUGCUUGUGAAUUGGUUGGGAGCUUGGGCAGUUUCCUACACUUACAACUUCCUUAUGAGCUGGAGUUCCUAUGGAACUUAUUUAAUCUAUUCCGGAUUCUCUAUCAUGGCUGUUCUAUUUGUGGCCGUUUUAGUCCCGGAGACCAAAGGCAAAACACUAGAGGAAAUUCAGGCAUGCAUUAAUGCAGACAAGAGAGUGGAGGUUUUGAACUAGUGAAAAACUUUUCUAAGAGUUUGGCAACUUUGUGUUUUCUUGAUUCCUGUCCAAAAUUAUCUUCUCCAUUAAAUUGGUGACGAAAAGUCCUAUCCGGUCAUAGAAAGAAGGAUUAAUCAGCCACGGAAUCAAUAUGUUCAUGUGUUGAAGAUCUUGGGCUUUUUGGGAAUCUGUUAUUAUUUCUGCAGAGGAGAAAGCAGCUAUGGAGCAUUAUUUGAAGCAAUGGAGGAGCAUUCGUAUUUAUAUAGGUAUUCUUGGUUUCAUUUUAGAAGGAUAAUAGUGUUGGAAACGGCUUUGUUCAAUGUAGAAAGAAGAUUUUCUAGCCCUGCUUGGGCUGUUCAACCUCAAUGUUUCCUUGAUGAAUAAUAAUAUGAAUGGUAAAGAGAAAAAAAAAAAAAAGAUUUUCUUG